AUGGACUUGGAUGAUAUGGACUUUUAUGGAGAUGAUGAAGUUUGGCAGGAACGAGUGCCAAGGGUUUUCAGAGAUCGUUCAUGUCCAUUCGAAAUGCUGACCGAUGAAAACUUUCGGAAGCGGUACAGAUUCACUCGUUAUGGAUUUUUUGAAGUGUUAAAGUUUAUCGAAAGUGACCUGUUGAGCUCGGGACGAUCGUUUGCUCUUCUUCCAGCUCAGAGAUUGGCCCUGACACUGCAAGUUUUGGCAUCUAAUUCAUUUCAAAUUUCGGCUGGAGACACAGCUGGAUGUGCUCAAUCUACCGUAUCUCGAACUAUCCAGAAUGUUUGUGAAUCCAUUGGGAAACAGAUUAACCACUUCAUUGUUUGGCCGAGCUCCGAAAGUAUGCAGAAAAACCAGAGAUUAUUCAAAAUGCUGACAAAUAUUCCUGGAAUAUGUGGAGCCGUCGAUGGAACUCAUGUCAGAAUUCCCGCUCCGUCAGAAAAUGAGCACUUAUAUGUCAACAGAAAAUCAUACCACUCAAUUAAUGUGGGAGUCGCGUGUGACUACAAUCUUAGGUUCAUAUGGCUUUCGGCUAAAUAUGGUGGAUCCGCACAUGACUCGAGGGUUUUCCGGGAGUCCGCACUUCACAAUUUGCUGAAUUCGGGGCGUUCGACUGGAAUUCUUCUAGCAGAUUCAGCGUAUAGAGCCGAAAAGUUUAUUCUAAAACCCAUUUUGAACCCAUCCUCGAUUGCUGAAAAAAGUUAUACAGAUGCUGUAUGCAAAGGUCGAGUCAAGAUCGAGAAUGCAAUUGGCUGUUUAAAAAGACAAUUUCACUGUUUGCACUCUGAAUUGAGGUAUUCGCCCAAGAAAGCAGCUCUCCUCAUUACCGCAUGUGUCUGUCUUCGAAAUGCUGCAAUUGAUCUCAACGAAGACGCGUUCGAAGACGAUAUCCCAGAUGAUGAUGUAGAAUGUGAGAUGGAUGAUUCUGCCCCUACCGCCCCAGGAGCAGCAACCAUGAACCACGUGCUUCUGAAAUAUUUUUCCUAG
Molecule: messenger RNA, 1029 nt
Organism: Caenorhabditis remanei
Lineage: Eukaryota; Metazoa; Nematoda; Chromadorea; Rhabditida; Rhabditidae
Exons: 3
Coding region: 1-1029 (342 amino acids)
Source: RefSeq, a predicted model, not a curated record